Messenger RNA from Vigna unguiculata (cowpea), 2944 nucleotides. Its product is annotated as SH2 domain-containing protein A-like. Gene Ontology annotation, biological process: signal transduction; regulation of DNA-templated transcription. NCBI's taxonomy places the organism in Eukaryota, Viridiplantae, Streptophyta, Magnoliopsida, Fabales, Fabaceae. The record is from RefSeq and is a predicted model, not a curated record. Gene Ontology annotation, molecular function: DNA-binding transcription factor activity.
UCUUCAUCAACAGUUUUUCGCGAUACUGUUCUUUGGAAUUUCUAAUCGUAAUAUGGUGUGCUUGGACAUUCUGUUUUCCUUGUUCUGUAUAAUUGGGAUAGUCUCGUUUCAGAAAGUUGUGAGUUUUCAAGCUGGUUCUAUGUUUUCACUGCUCAUUAAAUUUGUUUUGGUUUUGAUAACUGCUGGACUACUUGAACGUGUGUUUCUCGUGGCUCAAGUUGGUGGUUUAGGCUUUAAGGGGUUCUCAUUUGUGCUCUCAAGUCUGAAGUUUGCUAAACCUUUUGCGUUCAUUCAAAGUUGGAGUUUUGAUAGGAUUUACCCAGUUUUUUGCAGAAUGUUUUGUUGGUUUACUUCAUACUCAAAAUCCUAAUUAGUAAAUUAGAGAUUUAGAAUUUAGACUAUUCGAUUAUAUAUUGCUAUAUAUAUGAUGCUCACAUUAUACUAGUAAUGCCUGCUUGCUAUAGGGUUGGGUGAAACUGAUUUUGAUAGAAUUUAUUCUGAACUGUUUGUUGAAUGAAAUUAGAACCGGUCUCAUUUUAGUCAUAAAUUUACAUCAGACCAUGUGUCUCCUUAGAAAGCGUGAGAAUUUAUUUUCCAUUGCGAAAAUGAAUAGGGCCUGGAAUGGUGAAACCCUCCAAUCCUCCAUUUGACGCUAUGCCAUCUCUCAAGUGCAAGGUUUACUCUGAUAUCUCUGAAAGUGCUCCUUUUCUUGUUAUUGAUGAUAACAAGAGAAUCCAUUUGUUACCAGUUGUGCUCUUACACGAAGAAGCUCCUGAUACCGGCAAUAUAAAUUCCUGGGCAGAAGUUCCACAUGCAACUGUUGAUUUUAAGUUUCCUUUGGAAAAAUGGGUUCAUGUUGGAUGUCAGGUUUGUCCAGAUUAUAUCCAGCUUCAGAUUAAUGGAGAGAUUGUAGGAGAAAAGUCGUUGUGUUCUUUAUUAAAUGAAAAAUCUGGUUCAAGUGAUUUGAAGAAACUGACGUUGGCAAAUGUUGGUGGAGAUGGAAAUAGUGUACAGGGUUAUGUGCACAAUUUUGAAAUAUUUCCUAGUAUUUCUUCUGUUAAGGAUUACCAUUUAAAGGACCCUCCUCUGAAGUUAUCAAUUGAUGAAUCCUCAGUCUCUGAGAUUGAAGAAGAAAGUGAUGGUGUUUGGGCUGUUGUUGGUGGCAAGGCAUCUUGUCGUAGGAACUUCUCUAUGGAUGUUGUUCUAUCAGAUGCUUUCGGACAGCCUGUAGAUAAGGAGAACGAGGUUUUUGCUUCACUUUUGUAUGCCGAUACUAGAGUUCCAGUGGAGAAUACAACUGAUGAUGAAGCACCCCUUUUAGCUAGUUAUGAUGGAAUUGAAUUUUCUUCUCAUGAAAGACCAAGUAAACUUUUGCUGGGUCGUGCCUCGUUUAAGCUCAAAAUAUCUCAGCUUUCAUCCAAGUGUGAUAAUAGGUUCUUCCUCAUCAGAUUUUGUGUUCCGAAAUUAGGGAAUUAUCCUUUUCUUGAGACAUACUCCCAUCCAAUUCGAUGCAUAUCCAGAAGCCGUAACACAAGAUUGUCCACUCUGGUAUGGAAAAGGUCAACUGUUCUUAAUUUCUCUAGUGUAUCUCAAUCUUCAGCUUUGGAUGAUGGGUCCUUGGAACUUCAGCAUUCAGGUCAUGAAGCACAAGCCAAUCCACUAGUGAAGCGGUUUAGAAUUGGUCAAGACAAAACACCUGUGUCAGUGAAGACUGACCCCACCUUUGAGCAACCUGAUGAAGAAUGUAACUCUCAUGUCCAGAAUGCUACCCAGGUUGAAAAUGAAUUUCCAAGAAGCUUCGAUGGAAGGCCGGCUAACUUCAAUGAAGCAUAUGAUUCUCCAUCUGAUUCAGAGAGUAUCGGGGAGGGAAAUUCACCUUUAAAUAGUAUGGCAAGUAAAAGAUAUCCAAUAUCUGAUAUGACCAUUUUCAAAUACUGCCUUGCGAGCUUGGCUGAGAAAUCUCUCAUACUUAAGGAAAUUACAACCUCUGCUCCUGACAAAGAAAUUUUAGAAUUGGCGAAUCAUGUGUCACACUAUUCAGGAUGUUCGCAUCAUGGAAACCAAAUAUUAAUUGCCAAGAGAUUGAUAAGCCAUGGAAGAAAUCUCUGGAAGGAGAUGUCUCUAAACAAUCACCACAUUCCUUGGGAGAAUGGAGUGUAUGAUAUUCAAAAGCAUUUCAAGAUGAUUGCUUGUUGCGGUUCAAGGUCUCUGUCACCUCAGGAUCUAAAUCUUCUGAGAAAGAUCGCUGGAUCUCAAGAGUACCUAACACAAGAGAACUUCGAGAAGUUAUGGUGUUGGUUGUACCCUGUGGCAAUUACAAUAUCAAGGGAGUGGAUAAAUCCUAUCUGGAAAUCCACAUCACCUAAAUGGAUCGAAGGGUUUAUAACCAAGGAGGAAGCUGAAGCUUCACUACAAGGUCCCACAGGAUUUCAAGAACCUGGUACCUUUGUACUCCGGUUUCCUACCUCACGAAGCUGGCCACACCCAGAUGCUGGUAGCUUAGUUGUAACCUAUGUUGGCAAUGACUACAAACUGCACCACAGGCUACUUUCUUUGCACCAGGCUUAUGGAUCUUAUAACAAUGGCGAUAAAAGAGUUGACGUGAAACCGCUUCAAGAUAUGCUAUUGGCAGAACCUGAGCUGUCUCAAUUGGGAAGGAUAAUAAGAAGUCAUUAGGCAAAUUGUUGCAGAAUGUGCCCAACAUUCCUGUUAAAGUUGCUUUCAAGGUUGGUUGUCUUUUUGCUAGAAAGACUCAGAAAAGUAGAUGGGAGUGGUGACCUGUGUGAACUAUGGUAGUAUAUUCUACAGUUUACUUGUAUAUUAUGAAAAAUUAAGAUUUUAGGCCUAUUAUUGUAAACAUUAGUGGCUGAUCAUCUUUAUAUAAAAGUUGUCGCCACUUAUUUGUAUUCAAUACCAAUCAAAGCAUCUCUUCUUAUGUUGUUAA